Messenger RNA from Coregonus sp. 'balchen', 23453 nucleotides. The record is from the annotation of a GenBank genome assembly. Lineage: Eukaryota; Metazoa; Chordata; Actinopteri; Salmoniformes; Salmonidae.
AUGUCCAAAAGUUGUCAGAUCCAUCUCAAUGCACCACUGGUCACAGUGGGGACCGUGGAGGAAGCACAGCAAAGUAAGUACUCGGAUAGAUUAGUCACACCUCUGACAGAGAGCUCUCCUUUGAUUGUCUGAUAAGUAUUAGGACCAGAGUAAGAACUAAGCAAGGGAUCGUGCCUCAUAGCAGUCAUUACUCAUUGGCUACUGUGUGUGUGUCAGGGGAAAACGCCCGUUCUCACUGCAAGCAUGCUGAAUUAGACAGGGAAAGAAGACGAGAACCAUGGUAGAUUUAAUUCAAAGACCCCCAUUCAUGGCCCUUUUUAUAGAGUGAGCCUUGGGUUAUUGUCAGUUCAAAUUCAGGGUCAUGGGAAUAUUCAAUACUACCCUGAUUGUUGUUGUUCCUUGUUCAUUCAGUUGGAAAGGAUAAAUAUAUGUGUAUGUGUGCCUUUAAGAAAACUCCUAUACUGUAUACAUAUUUCAGUUGUGUCUUUGACAGCUGACAGUUCUGUAUGUAGUAGCAGCUGACAGUUCUGUAUGUAGUAGCAGCUAAAAGUUCUGUUUGUAGUAGCAGCUAACAGUUCUGUUUGUAGUAGCAGCUAACAGUUCUGUUUGUAGUAGCAGCUAACAGUUCUGUUUGUAGUAACAGCUAACAGUUAUGUUUGUAUGUUUGUAUUAGCAGCUAACAGUACUGUUUGUAGUAGCAGCUAACAGUUCUGUUUGUAGUAGCAGCUAACAGUUCUGUUUGUAAUAGCAGCUAACAGUCUGUUUGUAGUAGCAGCUAACAGUUCGGUAUGUAGUAGCAGCUAACAGUUCUGUUUGUAGUAGCAACUAACAGUUCUGUUUGUAGUAGCAGCUAACAGUUAUGUUUUGUAGUAGCCGCUAACAGUUCUGUUUGUAGUAACAGCUAACAGUUCUGUUUGUAGUAGCAGCUAACAGUUCUGUUUGUAGUAGCAGCUAACAGUUCUGUUUGUAGUAGCAGCUAACAGUUCUGUUUGUAGUAGCAGCUAACAGUUCUGUAUGGUAGUAGCAGCUAACAGUUCUGUUUGUAGUAAACAGCUAACAGUUCUGUUUGUAGUAGCAGCUAACAGUUCUGUUUGUAGUAUGUAGACCAUAAGGACGUCAUGUCAGCUGGCCAUACUGUUUUGACAGUGUCAUUGUUUUCAACAGUUUGUUUUCCAGACCCAGUGAUGUUUGUCUUUAGGGUUUGUACUGUAGCAGGCUUUUGUUGUUUGCGUAUAGCGGAGGACUUUACUCAUACUCACUCUGAACACUUAGACCAUGUAGUACUGUACACAAACUGUUUGGUCAGCCUUGAGGGAGUGUGCCUUUUGGCUGGACAGCUUCUUCUGACAAACAAUACAUUUGAGACUGGAAUUAUCAUACUCUUAAAAUACUGAGUAACAACCCUAAUCAACUCUACAAUAAAAAAAAAAAAAAAUGCAACUUGUUCGAACUUCUCAGCAUGUGAAAUGUUAAGGGAAUAAUAUUACAUGGUGAUAAAUUCAUUGUUGUGGUUAAUCAGUUGAAACAUGGAUGAGCAUGCUUUACUUUGGCAAAACAGGUCAGUCAGUGUUGACUAUGGAACAGGGUCAACUUCAACCAGGGAGGGGCGGAUUAGUUCACACAGAUGGAAUCUGUUAGAAAGUCCAGUAAAGUGUUGAUAAGAAAUGGACGUUGGCUAAAUUCCUUUGGGACAUUAUAGUCCUACAUAACAUGUGACUGUAUCAUGUAGUAUAGCGUGUAAGAUGCUGCAGUUUCCAAACUGUUGUUUUCUUGAUGUUGAUGAAUGGUUGUACUGGCAACCUGCCCAGACUGAGCAUGAUGCAGACCAUCUCCUAACGUAUAGCUUUACAACCCAACAUGACAACAUGACAGGCAUGCUGUCUAAGAAGCUUUUUGUGUGUCAGACAAUAUACUGUACCUCUUGGCAAUACAGUAAAUCUCAGACAUACAGUAGAGUGUCAUGUUCUUGUUGUUAUUGUCAUGGAAUAUUGUCUUAACUGGUGUCAUCAUCAAUUGAAGAAAGAUGUGGCUUGGACUUACUCUCUCUGUAAGAUGGGAUGUGUCCCUCCAUUCAGGCUCACAGCCCAGGCCCUUUAAUAUACUGUAUCAAUUGAUGUGUACCACGCUGGGGAUUUACGUAUGUGUUGCUCUCUGAGAUGUAAACAUCCUUUUAAAAUGAUUAUUUCAGUAAAAGAGGAGUCUCACAAACGAUUAGGCGAGUGUUUGUUUCCACAGGGCCAGUUGAGUAAUGCCGUGGAGAACUAAUGUAUAACAAAUUCAUUGUGUGAUGGUGCUAUGAAAGCAUAUGUUAUAGUACAGAGUUCACACAGUCAGUAUUCAGACACAGUCUGUAUCCACCAUGGGAACACAUCCCUCACUAACACUGAUACAAUACUGAAUAGAGUUUAAUUAAUGUCCACUUUCUCCUCUCUCCAGACCACAGAUUUGUUUGAAAUGAUUGAGAAGAUGCAGGUAAGGCAUUUUGGAUAUUACAUCUUUUUUAAAUCUAACCUAAACUUUCGAAGCAAGGCAGUGCCACUAACCAGUGAAUUAGUCUAUAUGUGAUGCUCUAUUGGCUUUGCAUUACAGUAACAAUGGCUUGUCUUGACCUUUGCUCUGUACUGAGGGUCAGCAGGGCUAACAGACAGUUAGGGUAAGACAGUGUUAGAGUAAAGAUGUCAGGACAAUAGUGGUAUGUCUGGACAGACACUCUUAUGAUACUUCUACCCAGCCUCCCGCGCUGCUAAUUAUCAUGCUUCAAAGAACACACAAUAACCCUCUGUCCUUUGAAAGCCAUUACCAUCCUCCCUACCAAAAAUAGAGGAAUAUAGGUUAACAUGGCAGCCUUUGCACUACUGCAUCAUAAGGCAAGACCGUGUUUGAUACAUUACAAAAUAUUGGGGAACAGGGUGUCCUUUUUACACUGUCUGAAAGUACAUUUUUACUUUAACAGAUUACUUUAUUGUACUUACUGUAACAGCAAAAGUAUUAAUAGAGGAUUUUCAUCUUUCUCUAGGUAUGAUGUAUUAUUUCAGGAUUAUUAUGAGAAAAGGAAACCAAAUUAUUGGACUUGAAGAAAAUGUAUUUUUAUGCUGUAUGUUGACAUAGUUAUGUGUAAAGGCAUGUCUUUGAACAGAAGAUAAUCUGUUUGUUUGCCAAAUGCUCCAGGAAUUCUUCCUCUCCUCUAUCUCAGACAGCAUAUCAAACAGACAGCAGCAACUAUCAGCUCCAUCAUAUCAAACAGACAGCAGCAACUAUCAGCUCCAUCAUAUUAAACAGACAGCAGCAACUAUCAGCUCCAUCAUAUCAAACAGACAGCAGCAACUAUCAGCUCUAUCAUAUCAAACAGACAACAGCAACUAUCAGCUCCAUCAUAUCAAACAGACAGCAGCUACUAUCAGCUCCAUCAUAUCAAACAGACAGCAGCAACUAUCAGCUCCAUCAUAUCAAACAGACAACAGCAACUAUCAGCUCCAUCAUAUCAAACAGACAGCAGCAAACUAUCAGCUCCAUCAUAUCAAACAGACAGCAGCUACUAUCAGCUCCAUCAUAUCAAACAGACAGCAGCAACUAUCAGCUCCAUCAUAUCAAACAGACAGCAGCAACUAUCAGCUCCAUCAUAUCAAACAGACAGCAGCAACUAUCAGCUCCAUCAUAUAUAACAGACAGCAGCAACUAUCAGCUCCAUCAUAUCAAACAGACUCACAGCCCUCACAUGGUCAGUGCUUUACCCACAUGUCUGUAGCCACUAUCUAAACACACUCAUGGACUGAGAUACAAACACUCAGCCCUUGUGUUUUAGGGGCAUUUCAGGCCGCAUACCGUAUGCCAAGUCUUUCUAAGUGACACAGUUCCAGCGGUCUUAUUACUGCGUCCAUGCCUUUGUCUUUCAGGUUAACUGGCUGCUCUUUUCACAGAUGAAUUCCUUCUAUGCAUCUCCCUACCUAUCUCUCUAUCUCUCUCCAACUCCCCACUCUGCAUCCCUUUGCUCUUUUGCCUGCUUUCUGUAUUACACACAUGGAUGGCUGUGUUACCUCUUUGUCUGUUGAUAAUAUGAUUAGUCCUCCCUGUACUUUGUUACUCCUUCUGGAACUGUGGAUUCAGAUGUAACUAAUCUGUCAGAUAAGAUGUACGACACGGUUGUGAAUCAGUAAUAAUGAUGAGCAUCUCUGGACCGUUGACUACCUGGGGUUGGAAUAUAACAUCAGCUAUCAUGUGUAACUAACAUGUGACCAUUCUCUCUUCUUCUUUCUCUCUCUCUCUCCUCCUCUCUCUCUCUCUCUCUCUCCUCUCUCUAUCUCUUCUCUCUCUCUCUCUCUCUCUAUCUUUUUCUCUCUCUCUCUCUCUCUCUCUCUCUCUCUCUCUCUCUCUCUCUCUCUCUCUCUCUCUCUCUCUCUCUCUCUCUCUCUCUCUCUCUCUCUCUCUCUCUCUCUCUCUCUCUCAGGGCAACAGAAUGGACGAGCAGCGAUGCACCUUUCCUCCCCCACUCAAAGUAUGCUGGCUCUCAAGACCUCUCUCACACUGACACACAGUACCUCCAUUGUCUCACUGCUCCUCAUAUCUCUCUGUAGCUGUCUGCUGACAGCGUAAAGACAAGAGAAAAAUGUGGUCCAUGCUUACAGUUCACAGCACUCAUAGUGCUCAAAUCUAACAGCCCUCCAUAUCUAAUAAUAUAUAAACUAAGAUGGUUAUAAGGAUAGAAUAAAUGUUACAGAGUAAUAUAAUCAUCACAUCCCUGCAGCCUCAUUGUCUGUAUCAAAGCUGAAAGGCACUUUGGCUUGGAUUUAAUGGUUUAAUUCAAUUAGUAGUAUCACUGAAGCCUACUGAGAGACAAAUGUCUUACUUGGUGUGUCUGUGUUAUUCCCUCUGCAGACUGAGGAGGACUACAUUCCUUACCCCAGUGUCCAUGAGGUAUGUACAGACUCAACAACAAUACAGUCAUUUCACCAGUAACAUGGAUUUGGAGUAUUUGUGCUUCAUGGUUGAUAUUUCAGUAUUCAUUGGAAAUCACUAUCACAUUGCUUGGGCAAAAAAGACCCCAACCUCUCUGUGCUCAUCUCUAUGUUGUGAAACAGGUGUUAGGGAGAAAGAGCAGGUUCCCCCUGAUUCUGCUACCUCAGUUUGGAGGUUACUGGAUCGAGGGGAACAACCAUGAGCUGAGUGACAGUACUGACCCAGACCAGAUCCAGCCUCUGUCCCCAACCACACGCAACAAACUGGAGAGUAACUCCACCGCCAAGAUCUACAGGAAGCACUUUCUGGGCAAGGUGAGGCAGAACACUGGGACUGUUGUGAAGGAGUUUGGCUGAGUGGUAACUGCAUGAGACUGGGGUUUGAUUUCCGCUUCAGCAUUUCUGUACUUUGUCUCCUCCUUAACCCCCCCUGUCCUUCAAAUCACUUCCAACUGCUCCUACAAUAAUAUGACAAAAACAAGCACCGUGGCUGUACAUUUAUGUGGGUACAAAACAUUUGUAAAGCACCUUUCAUACAACAUAUUGCAGCCCAAAGGGCAUUCUACUAGUAUGGAGAGACCAUAACUCAUAGGUAAGUGUUUUACAAUCAAUGUCCCUUCCUAUUCAUUACAGUAAUGAAAGAGCGUAACCUAAUAAGAGUGACUCUUCAUGCCGGUUGACACUUCAGAGACUGGUGCUAAUGAAGAUGCAUUAGGCUUUGCCACGUUUUACACCAGCCAGAGUAAUAUUAACAAAUCUAAUCUGCCCAUAGAGGUGAGGAAAGAUUCUGAAUGGAAUGGCAGCAGUUGCCUGGCACAGAAAGCCUACUGUUAAUGAAUUAACUAAUUAAAAGUGUUUGUGUGUGUGUGUCUGGGUGUGGGUGUGUACUCGCGCCUGUGUGUGAAAUUUGAGAGAGAAAAUGGUCUCUUCGGCUGACUGUGUCCUUGUGCUGCGUCACCAGGAGCACUUUAAUUACUACUCAGUGGACGGAGCUCUGGGACAUCUGGUGUUCUCCCUGAAGUAUGACGAGAUCGGAGACCAGGAACACCUCCGCCUCAUGCUUAGGUAAAACAACCUUAGCCAUCCACCAUCAUCAUCAUCAUCAUCAUCACCAUCAUCACCAUCACACUAUCAUCACCAUCAUCAACACCAUCAUCACCAUCAUCAUCAUCAUCAUCACCACCAUCAUCAUCAUCACCACCACCACCACCACCACCAUCAUCAUCAUCAUCAUCACAACCUUCUCUCUGCUGGCUCUCAUCCCUGUCCCCUCCUCCCCUUCCAGCCCCACUUUCUCCUUUAUCAGGACACUGUGUAUACAUACAGUAGACUGUAAACAUACUGAUACUGUUUACAUACGUCUGUAUCUCUACAACUGAGUAAUGCCCAGUUGUAGCUCUGCUGUAAUCAAGGAAAAGUUGCUCAAAUUAGAAUGUCCAUUCAUUUCCAGUGUUUAUAAAUCUUUCCCUUUUGUGGUGAUAAUCCCGUUCUCCAACUGAUAGUCUUAUCAUAGGAGUCAUAAAGCCAGGGAGAGUGUAAACACCGCACUGUCAUUUCCUCAUCCGCAUGAUGUGACAGAAGGACUAUUUAGGUCAGUGAGUGGGUGGAGGGAUACGGAUAUAGGGACUAGGGCAGGGCUGGGUUAGUUAUCUACAGUAGCUAGAUGAUCCAUUCCGGUUGCCCAGCCCAUGUGACACACUGACAGAAGUGUUGCAUCACUAUGAUCAUUAUGAGAACAUGUUGUUAUGAUUGUCAUCACCAGGACCAAGCUGAAGACCUAUCAUGAUGUGAUCCCCAUAUCCUGUCUCACAGAGUUCCCUAACGUGGUGCAGAUGGCCAAGGUGAGAACAUGGUUAGAUACAGUUUAUCAAAACAUAUGUUAAAAAGACGUUGAAAAGUGUCAUAAUUGUAUCAUAAUGACAUUUGAUGAAAGCAUCCAUGAUUUGGUGUUUCUUCUUUUUGACAGCUUGUCUGUGAAGAAGUGAAUGUGGAUCGCUUUUUUCCUGCCCUUUACCCAAAAGUAAGCCUUGGGUUUUGAAGUGUUCUGCUUCUGAGAUAUUUAACAACAGAAAUCUACCUUUACAUAGAUAGUUAACAUUUGAUACUGACUAUUCAUUUAAUCUGUGAUCUGUCAACAGGCUUCAAGACUCAUCGUCACUUUUGAUGAACAUGUCAUUAGCAACAACUUCAAGUUUGGAGUCAUCUACCAGAAGUUUGGACAGGUGAGCCUUGUUGAUACAUCAAGACCAGUUAAAACGAUUGGUAGCACUAAAUACAGUGCACAUCAAAUCAUCAUAAUGCCGAACUCAAGUACUGACUGAGUCCUGACGUGAAUUCAUUAACAUGAGUACCCUCUCUUGCAAUUCUCAUAAGAAAAUGAAUAUGUUUAAAGGGCAUGAUGAUGUGGCCGGUGACACUUUGCUUCUUAAAAGUCCAAUAUCUUGAAAACUUGACUGCUGACAUGCAAAACAUUUUGGGACUGUAUCAACAGUGGACUAAUGAAAGAAAAAUUGUUUUUAGUGGAGUUUCCCUUUAAUGCUUAUCCUCCUCCCCCAUCACGUUCAUAGAGUCUCUCUAAGCCUAAGCCAACUAUAUUUCUCUCUUCAAUAUUCCUUCUCAUUACAAUCACAGCACUAUUGUUUACUGCACUGAGCCAGAUAGGCUACUGGAGCCUCAACAGAGGGUCCUUGUAUCUUUUCAUGGAGCCUAGGGAGUGGAACUCCACAUCCUUGACCUUUAACCUCUAAAGGAGAGGGUCACACUCAGCAGAUAUAGGCUCCAUCUCACAGGGGCUCCAGGGGCUUCAAGAACCCUCUCCUCAGCACCCAGAGAGACAUUAACAUGCAGGAGAAACACUGGGGAUUGAAUCCACAUAGAAAAGCAAAAGCUAGAGAGAGAGAGAGAGACAAAGCACAAACACACAAAGGUCUGAGAGGUCCCAAUCAACCUCACUCAUAGAUGUGUACACACACACAGAGUCACUCCAGUCAGAGCACAAAUAAACUCACUAGACAGACAAAAGCACUCUCUCUCGUCCGUCAAAGCAAAGGGCCUCUCCUGUCUUCUCAUCUCACAGUGUGUGUAAUUGAUAGCCAGGAGCGAUAAGCUAACCCUCACCUCAUGUCUUCGCAUCAUAUACGCUUAUUGAAAGCUUGGUCUUCCUUCCUCCAAGCACUGACCUUAGAGAUCUAACCUUGUUAAAUGAGAACGGUGUGAUAUUAUGAAUAACCAUGUUCACUGUACUGUAUGUUUGUAAUUCAGCCCAAUGCUAAUCAUGCAUUAUGCUGAUGGAUGCUAAGGGUACUUUGGUCGGACGUACUAUAGAUUUUCUAAUGCAAGUGUUGUUGACAGUGUUUUUAUCUUGAUGUUUGUUGAUGGGUCCUGAAGCAUAGUUUUAUCCAGGUCCCUCUUUUGUGUGCAUUCUGUGAUCAGGGACAAAGGUUGUAUUGUUAUUCACUCAUUAUUAUAGUUUGUAUUAGCCAUAAUAAUUAUAGUAUUCACAGUAUAGCAAAGAACUUACAUCUUCUCAAAUAUGUCAUCAUGAGACCUUCAUAUAUAUGACAUGACAAUACGUUAUAUAAUCCUCAUAGUGCUUUGGUCAAUGGCAGUGUUAUUCUUCAAAUGUAUGACUGCUGUUAACCUCUAUAAAAUCCUUGUUUGCAGACAUCAGAAGUAGAGUUGUUUGGAAACAGUGACGAAAGUCCUGCCUUUGUUGAAUUCCUAGAGUUUCUGGGGGAGAAGGUUGAGCUGCAUGACUUUAAAGGGUAAGAACUUCCACCACAACUUUUUAAUAUACUCAUUCAAUAACAACAACCAGGAUAUUGUAUUGAUAUCCUUAACAGUGUGUUGGAGAAAGAGGUGGUUUCACUGAAUGGUCCUGUCUAUCUGUCUAGGUUUCGUGGUGGGUUGGAUGUGACCCACGGCCAGACAGGCUCUGAGUCCGUCUACCACAACUACCGCAACAAGGAGGUCAUGUUUCAUGUGUGCACCAAGCUGCCUUACACUGAGGGGGACACACAACAGGUACUGUACCAGCCUCCCCUGCUCUACCUCUCCUGCUCUAUACAUUUGAUACAAACUUUCAUCAUCACACUGAGUUUCUGUCAUGGAUCAUGUUUUAAAGUAGUAGAAGGAGCAUUGGUAUUCAUAUGAUCUAUUAUGAUUGAAAACAUAAUGGAAACAUCCAUGCAGCGGAUAUAUAUUUCAGUCCAGUCUUACAUGAGUAACUUUCUCAGUCUUCACUCAUCAGGGAAACUGUCACAACACAAACACAGACAGACACCUUAUCAGGACUCACACCAACAAUGUCUUAAGCCUGUCUGGACAAACACACACCAUAAGUUAUCAGGACGGACACACACAAUGUGUAAUCAGAGCCCCCAGCUGCAGUGGGAGAAGCCGAUUGAGAGUAAAGCCAAUCAGAGCUGUUGUCCAAGUUGAUAUGGUGGAGCAGCAAACUUUCCCCUAGUGUUUGUUUGUCCUGGCUCUUCAGUGGACAGCCAGACAUCUGCUGUGAGAGAGAGGGACGGAGGGAGAGGGGAGAGAGUGAGAGAAAAGACAGACAGACAGACAGACAGACAGACAGACAGACAGACAGACAGACAGACAGACAGACAGACAGACAGACAGACAGACAGACAGACAGACAGACAGACAGACAGACAUGUUCUUGACCAUUCCAUGUGAUAUGAAUGCAGAGUUUUUUAAACAAGUUGCUGUGUUGUGUUGUGUUGCAGUUGCAGAGGAAGAGGCACAUAGGGAACGACAUCGUGGCCAUAGUGUUUCAGGAGGAGAGCACUCCCUUCGUACCAGAUAUGAUUGCCUCCAACUUCCUCCAUUCCUACGUAGUGGUGCAGGUGGAGAAUGCCUGCACUGAUAACGUACUGUACAAGGUGCUGUAUCGAUCCCUGAUCUUCACUAAUAAACACAUAGACUGUCUCAUGUAGCCCACCAAACUAUCAUACCAUACACACAGUAUAUCAUCACCAUUCAUGGCACAUGUGAUUGUCAUCUGUUAGGUGUCAGUGACAGCGCGAGAUGACGUACCUUUCUUUGGACCUCCCCUGCCAGACCCGGCCGUCUUUAGAAAGGUGAGUUGGUCCAACUUCAAUCCCAACUGCGGUGGACUACGGUCAGCUUCAGUGUUUUCUCCCUCCUCCAUCAAUUUCCUCUUUUAUCCCAGGGUCCAGAAUUCCAGGAGUUCCUCUUCACAAAGCUCAUCAACGCUGAGUAUGCCUGCUAUAAAGCUGAGAAAUUUGCCAAACUGGAGGUGAGUUAUUCUCAAUCUCAGUCAUGGUUUUCAAUGCCAGCCAGCCUUAUUUUGGCAGACAGUGUUUUCAGUGUUUCUCUGCCAAUGUGUGACACCUACCAUUACUUAUCAUCUGUGAAUGCUUUUCUGGGAAUUUGUUUGCGUGCAUGCGUGGUUAUGUGUGUUUGUUAUCAGGAGCGUACACGGUCCGCCUUGCUGGAGACGCUGUAUGAGGAGUUACACAUCAACAGUCAGGCCAUGAUGGGUCUGGGAGGAGACGAGGACAAGAUGGAGAACGGGUCCGGAGGAGGAGGGGGCUUCUUUGAGUCCUUUAAGGUAACCAGGCACAGCUGGGAAAAGGCUUGGGGCAAUAGGCUUAGUUUGCACUGACUAAUAUGUUUUUACACAUCAACACUUGUUCCUGAAUAUGUAGCUUAACUGAAACUAAAACAGAGAACCUUUUAUAUCUUAUAGUGGCACAGUUUUUUUACACUGCACUAUUUCUCUGUUGUUCCCCCUUGGUUGUACAGGUUGUUGUCUGUCUGGGGGUUUCCCAGAAUGUCCAUGUCCAUAAAUAAUACAGGACACUGGAGUAAAAUGCUUGAUCAAUCUCCAUUAGUCUGUCUGGGGAGCAGCUCUGUCUCUGUGCUCUGCUGCUCUGUCCUGUGGGCUUACUGAAUGAAUGGCUCACCAGCUUCUCAAUGUCAGGCUUCAUGUGUUGUGUUGUGGUGUGUUCUGUCUGCAGCAUGCUGCCUUGUGUUUGUGACAUAGCUGGCUUUAUUUCCUUUGUUUCACCCUUCCAGAUACAUACAAUACUAGUUAUGAAAAUGGGCAUACACUCACGUAUCUCUCUCUCCAUCAGAUGUUCUAUCUCUGUUUCUCUGUCUCUACCUCCAGUCAGGUCCUCUGGGUUCAUUGGUUUUGGAUGCUCUCCAACUGGUGUUAACUGUGGACAUAAGCAGGCAGAUAUCUCCCUCACUGCUCUACAACCCCCCAUUGUCUUCCCACCCACCUACGCUGACUAAGCCCCUGUCCGCUUGGGGACUACAAGCUUAGUGUUUCUCCUUGCGUCUACCUUAGUGUUGGAUGGGAACUUUCUGGGUCCCGCUAUGUAUCUCGUAGUUCCAGUGUUGUUCUCCUCACUAUGAUUCUGUAGCUAGCAGUGGUGGGGUUAGAUUCAGUACCAGCUUAGUGCUUGUCCUGCUCACUCUGACUGAGGUGGUUAGUUAGGGUUAGAGUCAGUGCUAGACCCAGCUCAACGUGUCUCCUCCUCGUCUGUCUCUGUAGCGGGUGAUUCGCAGCAGAAGCCAGUCUAUGGAUGCCAUGGGUCUCAAUUUCAAGAAGCCACACACUGUCUCCACUAGUCUCAGCGUCAACUUUACCCACAACCCACCUGAGAGCCCCAAAUUCCCGGGGAUAGUAAGUACACUAAAGUAACAGUACCACUGACAGCUCUGGUCUUGGGUGAGGUGAGCGACGCUCUCUGUCCCUUCCCUGAGAAACCCUUGAUAGAGCCCAGUCCUUGCCCCUUCACACGCCUGCCUAACUCACGAACCUCUCACACAAUAGACAUGGAUAAGUCUUCACUCACACAACCUCUAUAAGCUAGAGUUACUAGACACUCACAACUUAGCCUUGCAUUGACAUUUGUAGUCAGGUGAGUUACCUCCUUGGCACUAAGGUGCUUUUAACAUUGAAUGCAUUCUAAUAUUGUUUUCAUUAUUAAAAUCCCCUGCCCAUGCAUUGCAUCUGAAUGGGUCCCUGCACUGUGUGCUCUGUGUACAUGCCAGCUCCAGCUUGUGCUUGAUAUUUGCUGUGUGAUGUUUAUAUCAAGAACACGCCUGUUUGUUAUAAGAGUUCAAGGGGAGUAUGUAGUAUGUACAUGAUGUUUAGUGCGUACAUGGUGAGUAUUUCUGAAACAUUUGUCAGACAGAUGGAAUGAUAUGACACUCCAGUGGCAUUAUCAAAGUGUGGUUUCUGGGGGUUUUCUGGAAAAAAUGUAUGUGAAAUUCUGUAUAUUUGGGGUGUAGUAUAUCAUUGACACUGACUUUGUUAAUGAAAUGUAGGAUAUUAUUUUAUUAAUUAUAACAAAUCUACUGUAUAACAAAUCUUAAGAGGACGCUAAUUUGUUCACUCACAAGAUCAUUGUCUACUAGAUGGUCUCUUGAAGCCACACAAAUGUUAGUCCAAGAUUUCACAUCAAAAGGACAGGCUCAAUGAUACCCAACAUUACUUAUUGGUAAUUCAAAGCAUGAAACAACAACAAGUGCUUUUCAAACGUGUAACCACCCUGUAUGUGACAGUACCGGAGGCUUUCUUCAUGUUCCUGUCUGCUGUACUCUCUUACCCUGUAACGUACUGUAUGUACUUGUCUGUGUUCUGCUAUCCUCUUUCCCUUUCUGCUCAAGUCCUUCUCUUCGUUUCACUGCCUGUGUCGCACCAACGGUGCCCAAAUUCUCUCUCUGUCUCUGUUUUAUUACUGCGCUUUGAUUUGUAACCUCCGGCUGUAACAUGUGCUUUAAUGUAUUUUGUUUUAUUAACAUAACUUGCUGCAUGAAAUCUCAUGUUGUUUUUAUCUCCUCUCUCUCUUUCUCUCUCUCCCUCUCUCUUUUUCUCUCUCUUUUUCUCUUUCUUUCUUUCUCUCUUUCUUUCUCUCUCUCUCUCUCUCUCUCUCUCUCUCUCUCUCUCUCUCUCUAUCUAUCUCUCUCUCUCUCUCUCUCUCUAUCUCUCUCUCUGUAUGACUCAGUCAUUACUUGUCCCAGGGAAAAGUCCCAGUAAAUAUGGACGUCGAGGCAGUGCCAUAGGGAUAGGAACAGUAGAAGAGGUUCAUAUCUAAUUCUAACUACUCCAUCCUUACUACUCUACCCCUCUGUCUCUUUUUUCUACAUGACUCCAUUGCAUCGUGACCAAACACUUUUCCUGUGGUUGAUCAGUGAACCAUAACAUUAGGAUUCCAGGGCAAACACUCCAUAAAUGCAAAAGGCCGACUCCUCGUAUAAUGAAAUACAUGACUUUCUUAGCAGGAGAUUGCAUCUAUAAAGUAUUGUACACAUGCAGCUAUAGUUUUACUGAGACACGUGAAGUGUCUUGCCUCUUUCAACUGUUCGAACUACAUCACACACUUUACAUUAGUCUUUGAUCCAUGUAACAUCAGAUGAAGAUACAACGCUAGCACAAAUAACGUUUUGUAUAACUGCAUAAAGACAAGUGGUCAGUUUGAUGCUGUAGCACUUCCCCUUAGCCCUCACCUCACUGGUCUGUGUUGUUUUGACGUUACAUUGUAUUGUGUGUUCACCCUCUGUAGUCUCCACAAGUAUCGCUCAACAUGUAAUUCUUGUUUUGCUAAUUCUACAUUUGUUUAAAACUAUGAAUAUUUAUGGUUUAGAGAACAUCCCCCCCAAAAAAGAAAACGUAAAUUAUCCUCAAGCUCUUUCAUCUCAUGCUCUGCUCUGCUCUCACUAGUCUAGCUGAGUCGCACUGGGGCUUGACGCUAAACCUAAUAUUCUAAUGUUUUCUUAUCUGUGUUAGCUUCAACUCCAAAGCAUGAGUACCAUUACUUUGUAGUCUGAUUAUAAUGAUUCACUCUUUUGCAAGAUAGAACAUCUUGUAUUUUUCCUGUGUAGAUGGUUUAUACUGUCUCACAAUUUUGUGAACGAUGAUCCUGUACCUUAGCGAUGGCAUUUUGAAAAUACAAGUGAUGAUAUACAAUAACACUUAACAUAAUAGUAUUAACAGAAAAACAAACAGCGCAUAAUGAUGCAAUAACCUUAGUGCUAACAGUAGACAGAGAUGCCAUGUUGGGCUAUGGAUAGGCUGUUAUUGUGAUAGAAGGGAUGUCAUGGUGCUCACUGGUUGUUCUUACCCCUGUCCUAUCAGUCUCUGAUCAUCCCUGGGAAGAGUCCAACCAGGAAGAAGUCUGGUCCCUUCAGCUCCAGACGCAGCAGUGCCAUCGGCAUCGAGAAUAUCCAGGAAGUCCACGAGAAAAUGUGAGUGUAAACUACUGGUCAUUUUUAACAAGGACGGUGUCAAAAUUCAGGGACACGAAUAUUGUAAACAUGAUGUUGAGAUGUUAGUGACGAUGCCUCUGUGUUUCUCUCUGAUACCCUGUCCCUGUAUUUGUAUCCAAUGCCAUGUCGCUGUGUUGGUAUGUACCCUCCUGCCCGUCUUAUUCAGCCUUGUCCCCUCCCCCCUCAGCAGCAGCUACAGCAGUAGGGAGUGUUUACCUGGCACACAGAAGACACCUGACAGUGACCACACCUCUCAGGACCCCAAGUCUGAGAACUCCUCCAAUCAGAGCUCACCAGAGGCGCUCACCACAAAGAACAUGUGAGUAGAUGACAUCACAGAUACAGGCCAAUAUGAUCAUUCACAUUAAAAUGUAAGUGUCAUAUCAACACGAAAGUCCAACAUCACCAGGACAAUGUGAUUUAGGUACCCCCAAGUACCCUCACAUAUGUACAUCUUCUUCUGUAGACAGUGUAUGAGUAACUCAUUGUAUAGUUCUAUUGGUGUACCAAUAAUGCAGCAUGGUCCUGUCACAGUGUUGCUGGCUGACUCAGGAUGUAGGUUUGCUCUUUGUAACAACAGAACCCAGUCUAUCCCUGAGGGUCACAACCUUUCCCGCUCCUCCUCCAACGCCAGCAGCUUCACCAGUGUGGUGGAGGAGAAUGAGACAGAAGCCAUGGAGGACUACGACACUGGCAUGGUGAGUGUAUGCAUGUUUGUGUGUGUGUAUGCUAAUGUUUGUGUGUGUGUAUGCUAAUGUUUGUGUGUGUUUGUGUUUUGCCAUCCAUCUAACUGCCAGCAUGUAUAUGUUCCCCAGGAGAGCCAGUCGUCAGCGGGGAUGCCCCACACGCGGGACUUGUUAACCUACAGUACAUGGCUGGAGGACAGUAUGAGCAGCACAAGCACCACCAGCCGAGGCAGCUCGCCAGGUGAGAGGAGAGAGAGAGUGCCCUGGGGACUAGGGGGCAGGGUGGAGAUUGAGGAUAUACAUAAAAGAGGGCAUAAGGUACAUAUGAGGAUAGUCAAUUACAGUUGCUUGCCAGGUCGUGAUUGUAAAAGAGAAGGUCUUCCCCAUUGGCGUUGGCUAAUGGGGAUCCUAAUAUAUAAAAAAUAAAUGACCUAAAUGCCAUACACAAAAAAAAUGUAUGUAUGCAUGACUGUAAGUCGCUUUGGAUAAAAGCGUCUGCUAAAUGGCAUUAUUAUUAUUAUUAUUAAAUUAAGGUCACCAUUUGGCAGUUUGAUUAUGUAGAUAUAUCUGAUUUAUAGCCGUAUUGAGUCAGAGAAGGCCAUAUGUCUCACACAGUGCAGCCUGAUCCUAAAGUUUUACUAUUCAGGUCAUGUGUUGUAUUAUCCAGGUCCUGGUAAACCUGAUGGAGGUAAAGGGUCAGAGAUACGUAUCAAACUGGACCGGCCACAGGAUCAUCAGUCCUCAUCAGUAAGAAAUCCUCCAUCCCGGGUCUGGGCCUGACACUGUAAAUGGAUGUGUGCUCUCUGCCUUUGCAUGAAUUCUUCUUCUGUUAUGUGCCGUAUGCAUUGGUAUUGUAACUUCUGAUGUCGUACUUCUGAAGCAGUUGUACUGUAGUUGAUCUGCUGUUCUAUCAGUGCUGUCAGGCUGUGGUUACCAUUGUUGUUGUUUAAUUCUUCCUUGCUCUCUCUAUGCAUCUCUGUCUGUAUGCCCUUCCUGUCCAGAACUGUUAGCCUCUCCCACCUGAUUGUUUCCUGGAUGUCCAUCUGCAGGUUAUUACUUUCUUCAUACUGUCUUGAGUCUCUCUCUCCAAUAAGUACCCAUAAGUGCACAUAGAACAAGUUUGUCAAUUAUUAUUUUAAAGGUUACUCCAAAGAAGAAACAAGACCUGCAUUACUUAUUCUCAUAAAACAUUGUAUGAUGUUUUCACAUAUAUUUCUAUAUUUUGCUGUCAGCCUUUAGUAAGAGUCUGAUCUUGUCUCCUAUCCCUAAAGCAUUCCCAUAAGACACAAUCCUUCCGGGAGAUGAGACGAGCGCAGGCUUUCGCCGUAACCAAUGACGACGAUGAGGAGGUGUACCCUGACCAGUCUGCUGGUCAGUGAGACCAGACCACCCCUUCCCAGAAGCCCCAGCGGUGGCGUGGGCGAGGGCUGGCAUGCCAGGGGAGGAAGUCAUACACAAACUUUUCCAAAGUGUUGUUUAUUUCUGCUCACUCUCUCACUUGUCUGUCUGUACACAUAUCUUCUGCCUGGCUUUGUGUUUCAGAAGCACUCUUUUCUUACCCAUGAAGUAAAUAGGUCUAUUUGUCCCAGUGAACAAAUGGUACCUUUGGUUCAGUUUUGUUGAGGCCUACUGUAUAUAGACAUGCGGAUCACACUCUGCCAGAGACUUUGUUAUGGGCAUGUUGGUGUAGUCACAUGGAUUGUUCAGUAUAGUGGGAAAGAAUCUAUUCAAUUUGAUUUAACCCAUUUAAUCUCAAAUACCAAUACCAAAUAUCCAACAACAAAGAUGUGUGCUUUUUAAUUAAAUGUCCAUUAUUGGUUAUGUUGAAUACAGUUUAAUGUGUUAGUGAUUUUUCAGGUAAAGUGAUUGUAAUUUGUCUAUUAGCCAUAGCUUUAACUUACUGUAUAGAACAGUACAGCCAGUUGCUCUGACAGAGUGAAUAUUUUCUUCUCAAUAUACAAUAGCUGGGAUAUUGUCGUCACAAUAUACAAUGUACUUCAAGCCUCACAUGCUCAUACUGUAAAUUAAAAUGAAGAUAGACAUCUAACAAGAAAAAAAGGAAAUAUAGCCUUAAACCUUUAAAAUACAGUUUUUCUUAACCUUCAAUAUUCAUUACUACCCUUAUCAACAUGGUCAGAAGCAGACUGUAAUUGGACAAUGCAUGGUUUCAGAUUAUAUGGGGGAACUUUAUGUUUCACACUAUUUUUGAACACAGGAUGCUCAUUGCUAACUGGUACCGAUGUAUUAUUGUGAACCACCAUCAAUUUGUGUAAUUGUAACCUAACAGGCAAUUUUUGCUUUGCACUUUCUGUCCACAGAAACAGUUCUCUAUUAUGUUGUGUAUCAAGCAGGUUACCGAGGUCAGGAAUGUAAAGAUGCGUUGAUGACUACAGGGGUAAUUCAUAACUGAAUUGGAUAACAUACUGUAUUAGUCCAUCCUAUCAGCUACUUUGCCGGUCUACUCUACAUUACAAAUCCUGCAGCCUAAGUGUUGUCAUCGGUACCCGCAGAGAAAUAUGUUUGUAUUUAUUUAUUUGGUUUUAUUUGGGGAUGGGAUGGGGGACUACUGUAUUAUUAUACAGUAUAUUUCACUGUUUCACAAGAGUCAUAUUCUGUUGAUAGAUUGAUAGUAUAUUAUGGGACAGAUGUACAGAGAUGAAUGCUACAGUUUAUGCAUGUUAUAUACAGUAUAAUCCUACCCACCACUCCACGCCAGAUCUAAUUUAACCUGAUAAUGACAUUUAUUUUAGUGAAAAUCAUGAUGGAGUUAUAUGUUAUACAUUUACAUACAACCCUGUUUAUUCUGUUGAGUACUGCCAAAUUAACACAUUGUGUGUCAUGUUCUAUCACUGGUGCCCUUAUCUUUCAAGUACAAUUUGAAAGUAUGUUUUAAAAUAAACAAAAACUAUCCCACACUGUUUGCUCAAUAAAAGGGAAAAACGCAUUACUAUGAAGUGACUUGUGGUUGCAUUAUCAUGAUAAAGCUGACAAAUGUGUGAGGAAAGGUAUCAGAGCAACAAAGGUUGAAUGUAGAACAGAUAUUGAACAGAUACUGUAUAUGUCUAUCUAACUAAAAUUGCCCUGAUAGCUUUUAUAUUCAACUGCCUUUUGGAUAUGAUUUCAUUCUUAGAUCUUUAGUUUGUGAAUAAUGGUACUGUACACGUUCACCUCUUGCCCUAGAUCCCUGUUUAAAUAUGACUUAAAGAAAGAUGCCAUUCCUCCUUUGAUAUUUUGUCCCAGGGUUUAUCCUAGCUACAACACGGUUCCACAAGCCAUCAUAACAUUUGUGACAGUUAAACAAUGAAAAGUGUGUAGCCUACUGUUUACCUCUUUAUCAUUUUUCUGUACUGAAUUAAACCAUUGAAGGAAUGUCCUAUAAAUAAUGUAUUUGAUGUGGCUAACCACCACCAGUAUCUAAAUGUAGAGCACUCUAAAAGUUGAGGCUACUCUCCUCCUCUCCUCUUACAUAACUGUGCCACAUGGACCAGAUCAGCAUAAAAUAUGUGAGUCAGUAACUCAUCAUCAUCAAGGGGGGAAGAAAUGGUAUCAAUGCGUGAAAAGGACUGAGACAGAUGCAGUUUUUUUUUACAAAUAUAAAUGAUAUACUGGUACUACUCACAACUUCUAACCUUACCUAUGUCUUUAUGUUAGACUAUACUCUUCAGUCUUUACGUUAGUCCAGUAUAGACAGAAAAAGCUACAUUUCCAAUUACUCAACAGAGUGAUGGUGCCCUCCAGUGGUGUACACUUACUUAUAUGUGCAUAUUAUUGUUUUAUGUGAGUUGCUGUGCUUAUGGGAUUGUCACAUUGGAGAUGGGGAUCUAGUAAAGCACAAUGCCGCACUGCCGCAUCAAGUUACUGGAAUUUAAAUUAUACAUUAUUUAGAAAAUGUAUGAACACUGCUUCAGUGUGAUCUAUGUAAUUGAUUGUAUUUGUGUUCUGUUUUAAUAGUGCAUUCCUGUAAGAAAUUAUAUUGUAAAUAUGUUUUCUUCCAUUUGUAAAUAUAGCCAAAAUAUGAAAUAAAGAGCCUGGAUUCAUUCAGAUGUCUUACUGAGUUUUGAAUUUUGUGGAGAAAAUGUUAUUAUUUUUAACUAACCGUAAAGUUGUUUGUUAUAAAGGUUUCAUGGUUUAAUGGUCAUGGCUAAAAGGGAUCCAGCUUUUGUCAAAUGAACGUCAGAUUGGACUUUUCGUAGCAGGUUAGGAUAAUUAACGUAGCAGAUUAGGAGAAUUAGGUUAAUGUUUGGAAAAGGUUUACGGUUAGCUAAAAUACAAAAAAUAUAAUAUAAUUUCUACGUUAAUUUGACAAAAGCUGGAUCCCUUCUAGCCAUGACCUUGUUUUAUGGGAAGGCAUAGUUUGAUGGAACCGUUCCAUCAGAUGCUUCCCAUCAGAACCUUCUAGAAUUAGAUUUGAGACAAUCGUACAGAGGUAUAAUUAUACGCAAGAAGUGAUUGCAUGUAUUUAGGUCAUGAACCCUUUAUUCAGGGAUACCAUAAUAAACCAAAUAUAUACCGUGUAUUUUCAAAUAUUGAGCACAUUCAGGUCAUUACUGAGGCGGAACCAUGUCGAGGGAGAUUUUAUAACAGGAAAGGAGGAAGAGUGUUCUAGUCGGACCGGAAGUUGUCUCCCAGAGUCACAUUGAAAAACGAAAAUCCAUGCUAACGUUAGCUACGCUUGUAGCUAGCUAGUGUGAAGUAAGUCAUUGGGAAAAUAUUAAUUUAAUUAGCGAUUUAAUCAUGUGUCGUUAGUAAACGGCAUACCGGCAUUACUUGGAAACGUGUCAAAUGUAGCGUUAGGGUUAGGAAACGUGCUCAAUGUAGCGUUAGUUAGCAAGAGAGCCAACAUGCCAGCUAACAAGCAGUCAUAGAAAUCAACUGAAUCUCAAUGCUAACGUGUCAGCAGCUACGUUAGUUACUUUUUUGUAGCAGGUUAGGAUAAUUUACGCAACAGAUUUUGGAUAAUUAACGUAGCAAGUUAGGAGACUUAGGUUAGGAAAAGGGUUAGGGGUAGCGAAAAUCACCUUGUAUCGAAGCGGUAUGAAAAGAGUGUGUCCCAGCUAGUUACGAGAAAUACUAUUUUCAUGUCACUUUGAUACAGCUACGACCAGAAGUGACUUUUUCGUAGCAGGUUGGGAGAAUUUACGCAGCAGGUUAUAAUAAUUAACGUAGCAGGUUAGGAAAUAGUAGGUUAAGGUUAUGAAAUAGUAGGUUAAGGUACUUUCCUAACCUGCUACGAAAAUCACUAAUGUAGAUAUAUCAAAGUGGCGUUAUGGGGCCACUACCUGAAGUGUAAACUAUGGACCAGCAAUACACUUCACAUGACUUGAUUGAAGGUUUUACAAUAGACAUUAAUGGUCUCUAACAUUUUUCCAUAGGGCACGCACUGGAGCAGCAUACGGACUCAUUCAUUCCUGAUGACUCCAGUUGAAUAAUCUUAGACAUGUUUAUCUCAAGGGUGGCCCCUCGCCUCAGUCUGCUUUGCAGAGCAACUGGUAAGUUUGUCAAGACACACAUAAGAUCUAUAGCUUGCUUAAAGUGGAACUGACAACGUUUUAACUACUUUGCCGAUAUGAAACAAACAGGCAGUCAUAAUAUCAGUAAAACAUAUCAAAUUCCCAGUUUAUGCUACAAAACCGACUUUAUAAGAGGUUUUAAAAAUAGGUUAUAUUUGACUCAACAUUCCAUGACGUACACUAAAGCCUUGUUGGCAGAAUAGAUGGAUGCAGUUCAAUGCAUGAUUAAUAUAGUUCACCAAUACAUUUCUUGGUAGUCCAAAAAAUAUUGCUAUCAAGUUGUAAAUCACAGCUGGCCAGGUACAUUGUUUUCUGUUUCAGUUUCCAUGACUCUAUAUUUUGGACAAAAACUGAAGAUUAAGGCUGGGAAUGUCAAUACAAUCAAACCAGCAAGGGUAAUGAUCACAAGUCAGUCAUAACGUGGUUAAUAGGCUAGCGUAUCUAUUUAUGUAGCAAGCUAAAAACACGAAGCCUAAGGGUUCGCUAGCUGCUAGGAGGAUGUCAUGUCAUUGGAGGAGGGGGUGAGUGACUGACUUUUUCUCCUCAUAUCGUUUUUCGAUGGCUAUACACAGCUAAAUGCAGGUGUCAUUUGGUUAGCUACCUAGAACUUGAACGACUGUUAUCCAGUUAGCAUAUCCCUAGCGUUCGCAAAUUCACUCUGGCUAUCUACUCCGAUUUCAGAGCACUCUCGUCUGUGUGCCAGAGCGCAGAAUUACUGAUGAAUUUACGAAGACGUAACACCGGUUGAAUAUGACCGGUGUCAGUAAACGUAGGCAAAAAAAGUAAUAGUUAGUCACGAACGCUCUAGAUAACAUGUAAACAGCCUAGCUAACCAGCUCUGCUAGGGCGAGUAAAAUGGUCAGAGUGAGGUGUUCUCUCAUUUGUCUGGAAGUAGCUAGCUAGCCAACUUUAGACACUUAGUUUGGGUGCUUGGUUGCAGGCAAGCUGUAGAAGGACAAGUAGGCUACAAUUCGCCAUCGUUUAUCAGUGCAAUUUUGACGGCCAACUAGCUGAAACAGUUUGAGAGGGUUUAUCUAAUGUUCCUUUGUUAGAUUUUAGCUCAUCUCGCUCUGGUUAACAUUAGUUGAUCUUGUUGUUAAUGUGCAUAACUGAGGGUGAGAGAGAGCCUAUGGUUUGAUCAAGAGGACUGGGAAGUUCCCAAAUGUAAGAGGACUCCUGUGGUAUUGACAUAUUUGCAGAAAUCCAUUGAUGGCUUUUGGCGAAUCCGUUCUAAUUAUCUAAAGUCGCACUGUUGCAACUGCCUGGAAACACAGUCCAGUUCAAAGUGAAUGAUGGCAGGCCUGUGUGGCAAAUGGCUUGCUUGAAUGAAGGCCUACUGUAGCUCUGAUUGGCUAUGGUGCACCGGUCUGCGUAGACUCCAGUCCUGGAUGAGACAGAUGUUUUUAUUAGGUUUUAUUUACUGCAGUGUCUAUUAAUUGUCCAAACGCACAGCCACUUUCCCACUCUAUAUUGCUAUACAAUUUUCACAAGUGCCUUAGCAUAUGUAAUUCACAAACUUUCAAAGAAUUUAUGAAAACGUGAAAAUGACUAUCUAAGUGCUCCCUUGUCAGAUUUUGUUGUUGUUGAAAGUGUCAUAUUCUUUCUGGCAGUGUAUAAGAACAGAUUUUAAUAAGAUAUCAUGUUGCUAUAAUGCUGUCAGUUCCACUUUAAAGUGUGGCACUAUCACUUGAAAAGUCAAUUAAUACAAUUCUGUUUAUUCCCCUUCAAUACUCAGGUGCACUUCAGACUCCAGGACAGUCAUUGAGUGGAUCUCUACUGCCCAUCUUCCCUGCUUGCUGCUCUUCUCUAAAUGUAAAACCCAGACACUAUGCGACAGCAGCAGACAACACACAGCCUCCCCAACGCUGGGUUGCACUGGAGCCAGAGCUGGAAGAGUUUCUUGUCCCUCGUAAUCUAUCAGUGUCCCCACUGGAGAGCUGGCUCUCCCUGCGCUACUCCCUCCCUCCCCUGCUAGAGGCUCCUCAGCCCCUGGAGGAAGGAGACAUGAUGGUGGACACCAAGGUGUUGCCCCCAUUUGCAGUCCCUCUCCUGGAGGAGGGUGAUGGCUCAGUCACGCCCCUCAGCUGUAAGAACGUGCUGGAGAUCAGGCGGCGGAAGAUGAACAGGCACAAGUACAAGAAGCUGCUGAAACGCACCAAGUUCCUGAGGAGGAGAGUGUUGGAGGGCAGGAGGAAAAAGAAGCAGGUCAGUGUUUUGGUUGAAGAUGGGAGGAAGAAUGUUGUUCUUAAUUGUUGUUCUUAUGAGUAUUAACUCUUCAAAGGAUACUUCGGGAUUUUGGCAAUGAGGCCCUUUAUCUACUCCCCCAGAGUCCGAUGAACUCAUGGAUACCAUUUUUAUGUCUGUGUCCAGUAUGAAGGAAGUUAGAGGUAGUUUCGCGAGCCAAUGCUAACUAGCGUUUGCACAAUAACUGGAAGUCCAUGGGUAUCUGCUAGCAUGCUACUUCUAACUUCCUUCAUACUGGACAGACAUAAAAAUUGUAUCCACAAGUUCAUCUGACUGGGGAAAUAGAUAAUGGGCCUCAUUGUCAAAAUCCCGAAGUAUCCCUUUAACGGCUUAUCACUCACAGUUUAUGUUACCUCAGUAAUAAUGUCCCCACUGCUUUGAACAGAUUGUAACUACACUUAAUACAGUCACUGUUAGAGCUCUAAUGGGGUCUUUUCUGUCCUUGUGUGCAGAAACGCUUUGAGAAGGAUCUGCAGAGGAUCUGGAUGCGAGCUGGACUGAGGAAAGCCCCAGAGGGAUGGAACACACCCAAGAUCUUCAUUAAACAGUACAAGUCCAAGAGGGAGUGAAGAAGAGUACAUGCAAGGCUGAAAGCCUUCUGGCACACCGCUGACUGACCCACAUACUGGGUCAUAACAGGACACAUAUGCUUUUCCUCAAACACAGCAGAGCAGCCUGCUCUCCUUUGCUACUUGAAACAGAAGUCAGUGAUGUGGAUAUUUUCCAGAUGUUCUCUCCUGUUGAGUGUGAUGUUCGUUGUAAGUAAGUGAAAAGAAACAAUAAAGAUUUGUUUCCCAUCCUAAUAA